AUGUUGACGAGAAAAAUUCUGUAUAUUUUGGUUCAUUCCUCAGUAGGAUUACUUCUUAGCCUUGUACAUAUUCUUCAUAUUUCUCGACUUUUUGAAAAUUCAACAAAAUUCUCUCAUUUAAGUAAUUUAGAAAGAGAACUAAGUUUAGCGCCGCAUGAAGCUUUCUACUAUCAAUUUUAUAAGCGUCUAAUCAACUCUGAUUCAUUUGAGGAAGGGAUUAAUAAUUUAAUAGCCGAUAAUAUAACGGAAUAUAAUGAAGGAUUAACAAUUAAUUCAAUAAGACGGUUCCAUAUAUUUCCGGAAAUAAUAAUGGCUUUCUUGUAUAGGAACUUUUUAUCAUUAUCAAAUUCACUAAACAUUCCAACAGUUAAUUGUUAUUAUUUGGAACCAGACGAAAAUUCCAAAGUUGAUGAUCCUAAAGUUUUUGUCAAUUGCGAAGGACUUGGAGAACCUAUAUACUUCUAUUUAGCGAUAAUAUGGAGCUUGUCAGCAAUAACAAUCUUCCUGAUGUACAUGUACGGUUAUUUCUUGCAUAGAAACUUCAUCGCUGGAUGUUCAGCAAUCGUAUAUUUCUUCUGUACACAUGAAAAUGCUACAAACAUUCAUAGAACUCCAAUGCUGCGUCAUAAUUUUGCAAUUCCAUUCAUCAUUUGGCAGACAUUCUAUUUAAAUCUUUACAUUGAUCGUCACAUUUUUGGAAUUGAUAAUACACGAAAGGAAGGAAGUCAUCAUCGCAAUUACGCAAUGAUAAUUAGCAUCAUUAUCUUUAGUACAAUAUCUAACAUAUUUUGGGAUAUGUCAUCGCACAUAUUCUUAGCUCAGACAUUAGCAUUAUUUCUUCUUCUUCAAUGUAACAAUAGAAAUGGAAUUUCAUACAUAAGUAGCGGAUUAGUGCUUGAUUUUGCAGUUUCUCAAGUCAUUGCAAAUUGUUUAAGUUACUUCCUCAUGUAUGGAAACAUAAAGUUCCUUAUUUCUGGUAAUAAUAGUGCAAAUAUUGCUUUAAUCAUUUACAUCGUACGAAUGAAGAUCGUCAGGCUUCCAACUGAAGAAGAGAAUCCGAAUUUUCGAUCACCGUAUAAAAAAUUCUUUUACGUCCUUUUCUUUUAUCUCUCAACAUCAUGGUUUAUUCAAGACUUAAUGGAUCGAUUUGUUCCAUACAUUCAAGACAAUACAACAAGUUAUCAUAUCGAUUUGAUAUUCGCCAUGCUACAUCUCAAACUGCCUAAUUUUUAUACAUUAUUAACAUAUUAUAGAGACAACACAAAUGACCUCAUAAAUGUUUCUACACUACGAGUCUAUUGCCUCGUUUUCCUCUUCAAAAAUCUAUCCAUUUAUAUAUCGAUCAAAUUUUAUCAGAUGCUUCACGCAAGACGACAAAAAAUUGAUGAAGACGUGCUCGAAAUGCAAGAACGAGCCAAAAAUUACGUAAUUGAAGAUUUUUUGGAAACAAAUCGCGUGACUAUGAAAGAUCUUCAAGAUCCCAAGACUGAGAAGAAAAUUCAGGAGAAUUUAAAGCUAUUAGAAUCAUGCAAUUAUGAUUAUCAAUUAUAUAAAUUGGAAAAGGCAACAAAGAAAAUUGACAUAAAGACGGAAAAGGCAAACUUCCUGAAUGACAUUAAAAAGUUAAAAACUCAAAUUCAUCGAACUGAAAAGUCGAAAAAUGAAAAAAGACAAAAAGCUAUUGAUUCGUGCAGUUCAAAUGAAGAAAGUGAACAUGAAACAUUGGAACCUGAACAAGAGAAAAACGAGGAAGAAGAAGUAGAAAAUGUUGAGAAUGAAAAAACAGAACCGACAGACACAAAAAGUAAAAAGUCAAACAGUAAACCUGACGAUUCAGCACAGAAAAGUGAUUCACCAUAUCAUGUGCAGCCGUACUAUGCUUUUAUAUUAAUUCAGACAGUCCUCGUUGGAUGUAUAGGCCUAAAAUACAUAUUGACACCAUUCUUGUGUCUAAUUUCAUGCACACUUCCAUCACGUUCGUGGUUUAAAAAGACAUCAACGACAGCAUAUUGGAUAUUUUAUUUGUUCCUUGUUGCAUGCACUUUUAAUUAUCCUGGACUAAAGUCUUUGAGAUACCAAUAUGAUUUUAAGAAUGAGUUUCGAAAUCCAGAAUUGGAAAAUUUAAUAGGAUGGAUUGAAAAGACUGAACCAAAUGCAGUUUUUGCAGCUCCAUUGGAAUUGUCAGCUCACAUUUUACUAUCGACAAAUCGUCCGAUUGUAAAUCAUCCUCUCAUCGAAUAUCCAGAGAUGAUUGAGAGAACAAAGAGUCUCUACUCAAUAUUUAGUAAGCGUCAAUCUACAGACGUUUAUAAUCAGCUAGUAAAAUUAAGAGUUCAAUAUGUUGUGAUUCCGUACGAAAGUUGUUUUAUAGCAUCGAAGGAUGGUGUAAGAUUAAUAGACAUAUUUGAUUAUAUAGAACCUGAAAAUUACGAUAAGAAGGCUUUUUGUGUAAGCUUAUUCCAAAAAUCGAAUCCAUCAUUCAUGAAAGUAUUCGAAAAUGUUAAGUAUAUUGUGAUUCAAAUUUUCUCGCAAUCCAUACAACUUGAAUUGAAGAAAAAAGGCUUCCCAGAAGUUAAUAUGUGA
Molecule: messenger RNA, 2583 nt
Organism: Chironomus riparius
Lineage: Eukaryota; Metazoa; Arthropoda; Insecta; Diptera; Chironomidae
Source: the annotation of a GenBank genome assembly